AUGUCUACUUUAUGCAAAUUAUUCUUUGUCUUCAUUUUUACAAUUAUAUUUGGACGUCUUUCUGGUAGUUAUCCAUCAACUUACUGUAUUCGUCUUGACACGGAUGUUGAAAGUGGUAAUGGAUCUUCAAUAAUCAUAAACAUUACUCAAAAUUGGGCACCCAUUGGUGCGAAUCAUUUGUUUGAUAUAAUUAAUUCUCAGUUCUAUGCUACUCCCUCAGCUUUCUUCCGUGUUGUUCCUAAAUUUGUCGUGCAAUUUGGAAUCAGUGGUGAUCCAACACAAAAUGCCAUUUGGAAUAAAACUAUUCUUGAUGAUCCUGUACUUAUCUCGAAUACUGUCGGCACUGUAUCAUAUGCUACUGAUGGACCUAAUACUCGUACAACACAAUUAUUUAUUAAUUAUCGCAAUAAUUCGCGUCUAGAUUCACACGGCUUUGCACCUAUAGGUGAGUUGAUGGCGUAG
Adineta ricciae is the source of this 462-nucleotide messenger RNA. The record is from the annotation of a GenBank genome assembly. Lineage: Eukaryota; Metazoa; Rotifera; Eurotatoria; Adinetida; Adinetidae.